GGCGCCCUGUCGCUCUUUCUCAGGUACGCCGUGCACUUGCUUACAAAAAAAUAUCUUGCACCUGAGCUUCAUAUCCUCUCGUAUUUUUAUCUCUUAGAAGAAUAUUCGAAGUUAACUUUUGUACUUUUGUUUGUUGAAGAUCCGAAAGAUGGCCCCAGCAGCUGUACGAUCAAACUCAUCGGCCCCUCCAGGAUAUGUGGAAGACAUGAGUAAAGGGCGCAUGCUGCGAUUCCAGGAGUCGCUACCGCGCCUACCCGUGCCUUCGCUCGAAGAGACCGCUUCGCGCUACCUCAAAUCCGUGCACCCCAUCAUCACCCCCAAAGAAUACGAGAACACCAAAAUCGCCGUCGACGAGUUCAUCCGUCCCGGCGGAAUCGGCGAGGAGCUGCAGAAAAAGCUUGUUGAGCGUCGGGAACGAUCAGAUGUCCAGAACUGGCUUUCGGAGUGGUGGAAUUUCUCGGCGUACCUCGGAUACCGUGACCCGGUCGUGCCAUACGUCAGCUACUUCUACUCGUAUAAGGAUGACAAGCGGUUGCGCAACCCGGCGAAGCGCGCGGCGGCCAUCACCGCGGCGGCGCUCGAGUUCCGCAAGGAGGUGGUCACCGGGAAUCUCGAGCCCGAGUACAUGCGCAAGGCGCCGAUCUGUAUGGACUCGUACAAGUACAUGUUCAACUGCAGUCGGAUCCCCGAGAAGCCGGCCGACUACGCCAAGAAGUAUGACUACGACGCGCACAAGCACAUCGUCGUGGUGCGCAAGAACCAGUUCUUCAAGGUUCUCCACGAGGUCGACGGGAAGCAGUUGACGGGUGGCGAGCUGGAGCACCAGUUCAACCGCAUCUACGAGCUGGCGAAUUCCCAGAAGGUACCGGCGGUGGGCGCGCUGACCAGUGAGAACCGCGAUAUCUGGACCGAUGCAAGGGCGCAGCUCAUCGAAGCUUCUCCGGACAACCUGAAGGCCCUCGAAGCUAUCGAGUCCGCGUCGUUCGUGGUCUGCCUUGACGACACUGCGCCGGUGACCCUGGAGGAGCGCGCUCAUCAGUACUGGCACGGCGACGGCCAGAACCGGUUCUACGACAAGCCUGUGCAGUUCAUCGUCAACGAGAAUGGCACUGCUGGCUUCAUCGGAGAGCACUCGAUGAUGGACGGCACCCCGACCCUGCGAUUGAACGACUACGUGUGUGAUCUGAUCGCGAGCGACAAGGUCACGGUCGAUGCGUCGUCGGUCCGCAGCAACCUGCCCGAACCUGAGGCGAUUAAAUUCACCAUCUCCACCGAGGUCCACGAGAAGAUCGACCAGGCUCAGACCCACUUCCGUGAGCUCAUGGCAAAGCACGAUCUUAAGGUCUUGCAGUUCUUGGGCUACGGAAAGGGCAUGAUCAAGAAGUUCAAGUGCUCUCCCGACGCUUAUGUGCAGAUGAUCAUCCAGUUGGCAUAUUUCAAGAUGUACGGCAAGAACCGCCCCACUUACGAGUCCGCUGCCACCCGCAAGUUCCAGCUCGGCCGUACCGAAACCUGCCGAAGUGUCUCGGAGGCCAGUGUCGCCUGGUGCAAGGCCAUGAACGACCCCAACGUCGACGUCAAAACCUGCAUCAACCUCCUUCGCGAGGCUAUCAAGUCUCACGUCGAGUACAUCUCCGCCGCCGGUGACGGCAAGGGUGUUGACCGCCACCUCUUCGGUCUCAAGCAGCUCCUUGCACCCGGUCAAGAGCUCCCGGCGAUCUACAAGGACCCCGCCUUCGGCUACAGCAGCAGCUGGUUCCUUUCCACCUCCCAGCUGAACUCGGAGCACUUCAACGGCUACGGAUGGAGUCAGGUUAUUGACCAGGGCUUCGGAAUCGCGUACAUGGUCAACGAGAACACCCUGCAGUUCAACAUUGCCAGCAAGAAGCUUGGUGCCGACAAGAUGAACUUCUACCUUACCGAGGCUGCGAAUGAGAUGAGGGCGCUUAUGGAGACGGAGCUCGAGGCGCCCAAGGCGAAGUUGUAGGAGUUUCUUUAUUUUUGGGGUUUGGCUUUUGGAUUUACGUUUUUUUUGGAUGCUUGGUUUUCGGUUUGCGUCGUGUCUGUCUGUAUGUUACCCAUCGUCGUUGUCGUCUCUUUAUCUGUGUAGGUCUAGUAGAAUUAGAAAUCUAGAAUAGAUGUUUUUCUGCUAUAUAUACAUCUUUUGGUCAAUUCUGC
This is a messenger RNA of Tricharina praecox, 2178 nucleotides long. Its product is annotated as carnitine O-acetyltransferase-like protein. Gene Ontology annotation, molecular function: carnitine O-acetyltransferase activity. The transcript has 4 exons. Bases 149 to 1987 code for a protein of 612 amino acids. Gene Ontology annotation, biological process: carnitine metabolic process. The record is from RefSeq and is a predicted model, not a curated record. NCBI's taxonomy places the organism in Eukaryota, Fungi, Ascomycota, Pezizomycetes, Pezizales, Pyronemataceae. Gene Ontology annotation, cellular component: mitochondrion; peroxisome.